Molecule: messenger RNA, 1494 nt
Organism: Acomys russatus (golden spiny mouse)
Lineage: Eukaryota; Metazoa; Chordata; Mammalia; Rodentia; Muridae
Product: carbonic anhydrase 2-like
Exons: 7
Coding region: 1-858 (285 amino acids)
Cellular component (GO): cytoplasm
Molecular function (GO): carbonate dehydratase activity; zinc ion binding
Source: RefSeq, a predicted model, not a curated record
AUGUCCCACCACUGGGGAUACGGCAAGCACAACGAAUCACCGGUGGCUUUUAGUGGCUUGUGUCUCCUUUCCCACACUGGUAACUUCACCACUGUCUUCUCAUCCCCAGGGCCUGAGCACUGGCACGAGGACUUCCCCAUCGCCAAUGGAGAGCGACAGUCCCCGGUGGACAUUGACACUAGUGCUGCCCAGCACGACCCUGCCCUAAAGCCACUGUGUGUGUCUUAUGAUCGACCUGUUUCCAAGAAGAUUAUCAACAACGGUCACUCCUUCAACGUUGAGUUUGAUGACUCCCAGGAUGGUGCAGUGCUGAAAGGAGGGCCCCUCGAUGGCACCUACAGAUUGAUCCAGUUCCACUUUCACUGGGGCUCAUCCGAUGGCCUGGGCUCUGAGCACACUGUGAACAAAGCAAAGCAUGCUGCAGAGCUUCACUUGGUUCACUGGAACACCAAAUAUGGGGAGUUUGGAAAAGCUGUGCAGCAACCAGAUGGACUGGCUGUUUUGGGUAUUUUUUUGAAGAUCGGACCCGCUACACAAGGCCUUCAGAAAGUCCUGGAUGCUCUGAGUUCCAUUAAGACAAAGGGUAAGAGCGCCGCCUUCACUAACUUUGAUCCUCGCCACCUUCUUCCUGGAAACCUGGACUUCUGGACAUACCCUGGCUCCCUGACCACCCCGCCUCUGCUGGAAUGUGUGACCUGGAUUGUGCUCAAGGAACCCAUCACUGUCAGCAGUGAGCAGAUGACUCAUUUCCGUAAGCUUAACUUCAAUGCAGAGGGGGAACCCGAGCAAUUGAUGGUGGACAAUUGGCGUCCAGCUCAGCCUCUGAAGAACAGAAAAAUCAGAGCAUCCUUCAAAUAAAAUGGUCCUGGAGGCGGCCUCCAAAGGAGCGAAGUGCAGCUGCCUCUCUGUAGCUAAGCACAAUUCUGUCCUGGUGAUUCCGAUCCCACCUUUGUACCUGACAUGAUAGGCCUCUUAUCUCUCACCUGCUGAGUUUACUAAUAAGAUGUGAAUAGCAAGACUCAGGUGUCUCACGCUGUGGCAGGCUCAUGGCAACCUAAUGCAAAGGACAGAGAUGGCCUCUUGCCUUUCUUCGUAGCCAUAGAAUAACGAAUGCUCAGGCCUGUUUGCUAAAAUGCUAUUUUUUAAAACUUAUGAAAGGAGAAUGGUAGGUUACAAGUCCACGUCGUGAGACAAACCAAGAAAAUUUAGGCAAAUCAGGAAAAUAGUCAUAGUUUCAUGAUUAUAAAUUAGAUAAAAGUUCACUAUCCUGGGAUGUUAUAUUAAGGAAAAAGCUUUUAAAAUGCUUAUAUAUUUGUAGCAAAGUUAUCUUAAAUAUGAAAUGUUGUAACUUAGUGACUUAUGAUUUCUAGAGGUGCAAAUGAAGAUGUAAAAAUCGAUAUAGUUGUGAUACAGAGUAUAUUUCCCUUCAGAUGACAUCACAAAUUAAUGAAUAAUGUAUUUUAGAUAUAUUCUCUAAUAAAAUUCAGAACUCUA